GCUAAAGAGUUGUGUCCCUCCGGCCGCCAUUAAAGGAUACGACCCAUGUAUUGAAAAAAGAAGCCCGGAGAGACUCCGCGGAGGAGCGGACUAAUGUUUCGCCUUUUGGCCGCGCUCGCGUUUCGGCUUGUAGCGGGUGUUUGGUGAGGGGUUUCUGAUGUGAGCGGGGCUUUUAAGAAGAAGAGCGCUGCGAGAGGAGCGAGCGAGCGGGCGGCGGAGGAUUUUCUUUAAUUACUGAAUCACUUUUAUUCGACUUGUCUGGCUGGGUUGCCAAUCAGUUAGCUUAGCUUAGCUAACAGCUAGCUAGGUUAGCUUAGCUAGCUAGCCUGUUAGCUAAGGCUGAUGCUAGCGGCUGCUGAGUAAAGGGGGAGGGGUGAAUGUAGUAGGGCUUACAGUUUAGCGGCUCAGCGAUUUAGCGAGCUUUAGCUAACGUUUAAAUCCGAUAAAAUUUUCUUAUUUAUCGGAUGUGUUAGUGAUUUAUGUGUUUAGUAUUCGCGGGGUGUGAUUUUAAUGUGUUUUAAUAUAGACAGGAUUGUUUUUUUUGGUCGAUGUUCGCGCGUUAAAACAAGAGGAUUUGAGGAGUUAAGCUAGUUAACGCUAGCUAACAUAGAGUUAGCUUAGCUUACCUAGCUAAGCUAACGCUAACUUGCUGAAGACGUCUUGACUGAGGGGAGGGGGAUUUUUGUGGUUAUUGUUUUAAAAAGGAGCCGAGCCUGGCUGUGUGAGAGUGGGGUUGUUCUUUAGCUAGUUAACUAACCCAGCUAAGCUAGCGUUAGAUAUAUACAUAUAUAUAUCUGCUCGGAGGAACCACUGGGAAAAUACUCAGCGGCCCUCAGCUCAGUUCCCCCGCUAUGAAAUAAAUGAUGGACAGACUGGCUUCACCCUGAGGAUGAGUUCUUGUUUCGUACCCAACGGGGCCAGCCUGGAGGACUGCCACUCCAAUCUCUUCUGUUUGGCUGACCUCACAGGCAUCAAAUGGAAGUGCUUUGUAUGGCAGGGCCCCACCUCGUCCCCCAUACUCUUCCCGGUGACCGAGGAGGACCCCAUCCUGUGCAGCUUCAGCCGCUGCCUGAAGGCAGACGUGCUGAGCGUGUGGCGGCGGCACCAGACACCCGGUCGGCGUGAGCUUUGGCUCUUCUGGUGGGGCGACGACCCCAACUUCGCCGAGCUCAUCCACCACGAGCUCUCAAGUAAUGAAGACGGGGUGUGGGAGAGCGGUCUGACCUACGAGUGCCGCACGCUGCUCUUUAAAGCCAUCCACAACCUGCUGGAGCGCUGCCUCAUGAACCGGUGCUUCGUGCGCAUCGGCAAGUGGUUUGUGAAGCCCUACGAGAAGGAUGAGAAACCCAUCAACAAGAGUGAGCAUCUUUCCUGCGCCUUCACCUUCUUCCUGCACGGAGACAGCAACGUGUGCACCAGUGUGGAGAUCAACCAGCACCAGCCCGUCUACCUGCUGAGUGAGGAGCACCUGACCCUGGCCCAGCAGAGCAGCAGCCCCAUGCAAGUGAUCCUCAGUCCGUACGGUUUGAGUGGGACACUAACUGGCCAGUCCUUCAAGCUCUCUGAUCCUCCAACUCAGAAGUUAAUAGAAGAGUGGAAGCAGUUCUACCCCAUCAGCCCCACCACCAAGGACACUUCAGAGGACAAGGGGGACGAUCUAGACUGGGAAGAUGACUCAUUGGCUGCUGUGGAGGUUCUUGUUGCUGGAGUAAGGAUGGUGUACCCUGCCUGCUUGGUUCUGGUGGCUCAGUCGGAUAUCCCAGCCCCGGCUGCAGUGAGCUCCUCUAGCUGCACUGGGCUCGGCUCUGGAGGUCAUCACAAUCACACGACACACAGAGAGCCUGCCAUCUCAUCAGUUACGCUCACUCCUCCAACGUCUCCAGAGGAAGCACAGAAAGUCUGUCAGCCUGCUCCGAGGUGGAUGAAAGUCUCGGCGGUGUCUGAUGGCUUCAGCGUGGACAGCACCAGUCAUCACGGCGGCAAGGUUCCACGCAAGCUGGCCAGUCAGUUAAUGGAGACCGUUUGGCAGGAAUGCAACAUCAAUCGAGCUCAGAAUAAAAGGAAGUUUUCAGCUGUGACCAAUGGCGUUUGUGAGGAGGAUAAGGAUAAAGAUUGCGUUUGGAACUUCGUCGAACAUUAUCAAAGGAGUCAGUGCAAUUGCUCAAGACACAAAUACAUGAAACAGCGUACAGGUAGCACCCCAGGGCUUCCUCCUUCUACUGGCCAACCAGCUCAACCCCCAUCCAGGUACAAGGCAGUGGACAAGAUGGAGAAAGCCGAAAAGCAGCAAAAAAGACCUCAGACUCCCUUCCAUCACCGCAACCCUGAAGAUCUCAGCCUGGAUUCAGAGGGUGGAGGCCAGAAGCUUGGCUUGCGUGGCCAGGAGGACAGCCACUACCCCAGUCUCCACCAUGUGGAUGUUGCCAUGGUCAAAGUCCAAACGCUUCACGCAUCAUCUGGAGACAUUGCAGGGUCACCUCAGCCUCCGCCGCUCAGCCCACAUCCCUGUGAACGAGAGGAGGAGACGGCAGGAGAGCUGAAACGCUCCUCCACGCCUGUCAACCAACAGUUCUACCCUUCCUCCUCCACUGAGCCCUGCUUGUUGCCUCAGAAAAACCUGGCUGACUCUUCUGCAGACCCCAGGUCCUUAGGCUGCCCUGAGUCAGCUUUUUCAGGCCCUGUGGAGCCCACGGUGUAUGUGGGAUCUGCAGUUAACCCCAACGAGGACGCGACUCUCAACCCCUGGACGUACUUUCGACUGCCUGGCAAGAAGAACGCCAACCUGCAGCCACCCUCACUUCCUGUGGACAAGCUGAAGUUGGAUGGCAGUGGAUGUGGAGGCUUGGAUGGCAUUAUUUCUGUCACUGAGAUGAUGGCCUCCUCAGUGAGGUCGCUGAAAGUGUCAGAGGAGCGGGUGAAGAUGUACAUUCAGAAAAAGAACCAGUACCUCUCAGCAGCAGUGUGCGACACCGACCACGAGACGGACGCAGAUCCCUAUGCUUUCGUAGAGGGAGAUGAGGAAUUCACCUUCAGUGAUAAAGAGAAGAAGCCUGGAGCCGAGCCUGGCAAGAGGAAUAAGAGAGAUGAUGGGAGCGUUUCUUCGACUGAUGAUGGUCAAGGUUCAGGAAACAAUCAGCCACUUCCUUCCACCAGCCUGAUGCACGUGACUGACCUGAUUGUUUCCAUAAACGACCUGGACAAUCUCUUUAACUCUGAUGAAGAUGAGCUCACGCCUGGAGCUAAGAGAGCUGGGACUGGAACACAGGAGAAAUUUGGUGGAAAGGAGCCCAAAUCAGUAGCAGCUGACAGCCUGUCCUGUAUACACUCUGCAGACCUCCAGUCCUCCUUCCCCACACCUCCAUCCCUGGAGCAGCACAUCAUGGGCUUCUCCCCGAUGAACAUGGGUGGAAAGGAUUGUGGCUCUGUGGAAGCCGGGCCGGGUUUCACUCUGACUGACGGGUCAGCUUUUGGUGGCACUUUUAAAAUGGAGGUGGAAGAGGGUUUCUGCAGCCCCAAACCCUCAGAGAUUAAGGACUUCUCUUUUGUCUUCAAGCCGGAAUCCUGCCAGGCGUUUGUGGGCUGCUCUCUGUUUGCUCCUCUGAAGAUGCUUCCUAGCCAGUGCCUGCCGCCCAUCAAGCUGCCGGAGGAAUGCGUGUUCAGGCCCAGCUGGACUGUAGGAAAAUUGGAGAUGCUCCAGCCAGUGCCUUCCAUGUCGUUCCUGAACAAGGACAGUAACAUUCCCAGUGUGGGCAGUGCUGUGGAUCAAGACUACAACCAGUCCUAUACUCCCCAGACCAACACUCCCUUCCUGUCGAACAGCGCUCCACCCAGCAACAGUGGCGCAGGCAUUCUGCCCUCUCCCGCCACCCCUCGCUUCUCUGCCCCCACCCCACGGACCCCGCGCACUCCCCGCACACCCCGAGGCCCAGCCAGCGUCCAGGGCUCGGUGAAGUACGAGAAUUCGGACCUGUACUCUCCCGCCUCCACCCCCUCCACCUGCAGGCCGCUGAACUCCGUGGAGCCGGCCACUGUGCCCUCUAUCCCGGAGGCGCACAGCCUCUACGUCACCCUCAUCCUCUCCGAUUCCGUCAUGAAUCUGUUCAAGGACUGCAACUUCGACAGCUGCUGCAUCUGCGUGUGCAACAUGAACAUCAAGGGCUCCGACGUGGGCGUGUACAUCAGCGACCCCAGCAUGGACUCGCAGUACUCCUGCAUGGAGACCUGUUCCUGCGGCUUCAGCGCGGUCGUCAACCGCCGCUACGGAAACGGGGCUGGCCUCUUCCUGGAGGACGAGCUGGACAUCGUGGGAAGGGGCUCCGACGCCGGGCGAGACACGGAGAAGCAUUACGAGGCUCUGCGGGCGUCCUCCCUGCACAGAGCGGGCACUCUGAGAGAAUGCCUCUCGGACGAGCUCAUUCUGCUGCUUCAGGAGCAGUGCACCAAUCCUUUCUCCUCUCUGAUCGGACCUAAGCCCAUCAGUUUAGACCUCCGGCUCCCUCUGCGCCUGGAGGAGAGGGACUGUUACAACGACUGCUACCUGGCUCUGGAGCACGGCCGCCAGUUCAUGGACAACAUGUCCGGAGGGAAGGUGGACGAGACGCUGAUCAAGAGCUCCUCUCUACAUCCCUGGGCCAAACGCAAUGCUGUGGACAUCAGCUCACUGUUCUCUCAGGAUGUGCUGAGGAUGCUGCUGUCUCUGCAGCCUGUGCUGCAGGACGCCAUCCAGAAGAAGAGGUCUGUUCGCUCCUGGGGUGUCCAGGGCCCUCUUACUUGGCAGCAGUUUCACAAGAUGGCUGGCAGGGGAACCUAUGGCACGGAUGAGUCUCCUGAGCCUCUGCCCAUCCCUCCCUUCCUGGUGGGUUUUGAGUACGACUUUGUGGUGCUGUCCCCCUUCGGCCUGCCCUACUGGGAGAAGCUGCUACUGGACCCCUUCGGCUCCCAGAGGGAUAUUGGCUACGUGGUGGUUUGUCCUGACAGCGAGACUUUGCUCAGUGGUGCUAAGAACUUCUUCAGGGACUUGACUGCAGUGUAUGAGGCGUGUCGACUCGGACAGCACAGGCCGAUCUGCAAGUCCCGCGCUGACGGCAUAGUGACAGUAAGCAGCGGUGACCUAAAGCCUCUGACAGAGCAGCCUCUCAGCGACUGGUUCCUCAAGAUGUGCAGCAGCAGUAGCGAAUUCUUCACCAAACUUAAACUCUAUGCUCAAACUUGUCGACACGACUUGGCUCCAUACCUGGCAGGCCAGACUUUAGACAGCUCCCUGCUCUCCCAGCGAAACCCCCCCUCCAGCUCCUCCUCCCCCUCCCAGCCAGCCAACUCCAGCAGCGCUUCCAAUGCCACCAGCACCUCUACACCAAACACUAGCAACAGCAACCCAGCUCCCACCACCACUUCCUCUAACUCUCAGGGCAUUGGAGGAUUAUCCUCUGCCAAACCCGGCUCUGUUCCUCCGUUUGGAGCUCCAAGUAUGCAGGCCCCUCAUCAGACUGCUGUCCCUGGUGCCGGAGCCAUGGGGGACAACACGUCAACCAGCAGCCAGCCUCAAGCCCCUGCAGAGCCUCUCGAAAGCACUAUGGAGAGGGAGAAGGUUGGAGUGCCUACAGAUGGCGACUCUCACGCAGUCACCUAUCCACCUGCCAUCGUGGUCUACAUAGUUGAUCCCUUCAGUUAUGAGGAGAAGAGUAAAGCCUCUAACUCUAACAUAUGGACUCUGGGCCUCCUCCGCUGCUAUGCAGAGAUGCUGCAGUUUCUUCCUCCACAUAUCAGGAAUGCUGUAUCUGUUCAGAUAAUUCCUUGCCAGUAUCUGCUGCAGCCAGUAUGUAGCGAAGAGCGGCACAUGUACAGCCAGCAUCUGAAGUCUUUGGCGUUCUCAGUGUACACUCAGUGCAGGCGGCCUAUCCCCACCUCCACAAAUGUCAAAACACUAACAGGUUUUGGCCCUGGACUUGCCUUGGAUACAGCAUUACACAGCCCUGAGAGGCCCGAGUGUCUACGGCUCUACACACCGCCAUUCAUCCUGGCCCCAGUUAAGGACAAGCAGACUGAGCUCGGCGAGACUUUCGGCGAAGCGUCACAAAAGUACCAUGUUCUCUUUGUGGCCUACUGCCUGUCACAUGACCAGCGGUGGCUGCUGGCCACUUGCACCGACCAGUGUGGAGAGCUGCUGGAGACCUGUAUCAUCAGCAUCGAUGUUCCCAACCGUGCUCGGAGGAGAAAGGGGUCGGCCAGGCGUCUGGGUCUUCAGAAGCUGUGGGAUUGGUGUCUGGGGCUGGUCCAGAUGACCUCAUUGCCUUGGAGAGUCGUGAUUGGCCGUCUCGGCAGGAUAGGUCAUGGAGAGUUGCAAGAUUGGAGCAUCCUGCUGAGCAGACAGAACCUGCAGACUCUGAGCCGCCGGCUGAAGGAGAUGUGCAGAAUGUGCGGCAUCUCCGCUGCGGACAGCCCCAGCAUCUUAAGUGCCUGUCUGGUUGCCAUAGAGCCCCAGGCAUCCUUUGUCAUUAUGCCAGACUCUGUGUCCACAGGCUCUGUGUUUGGCCGCAGCACUACUCUAAACAUGCAGACGUCUCAGCUCAACACCCCUCAGGACACCUCAUGCACCCACAUACUGGUGUUUCCCACCUCCGCUGUGGUCCAAGUCAUCGACACGCCCUUCAACCCCAUCCACGAUGCGUCAGAUGCUAUGGGAGGAAUGGAUGGGAUCCUGGAUCUCCUGGUGUCUGAGAACGACGUUGACCCGGACCUCAUUAACAUACUACCCAACUCUCCGACCACCUCACCUGUGCACUCACCUGGCUCCCACUACCACCACGGAGGAGAUGGCAUCAAAGGCCAGAGCACAGACCGCAUGGAGUCCCACGACGAAACCCCCAACAUUCUGCAGCAGCCCAUGGCGCUGGGCUACUUCGUGUCCACGGCCAAAGCCGGCCAACUGCCCGACUGGUUCUGGUCCUCCUGCCCUCAGGCCCAGAACCAGUGUCCCCUGUUUCUGAAGGCCUCUCUCCACCUGCACGUCUCCUCAGUGCAGUCUGAUGAGCUGCUGCACAGUAAACACUCCCACCCUCUGGACUCCAACCACACCUCCGAUGUGCUCAGGUUUGUACUGGAGCAGUACAACGCCCUCUCCUGGCUAACCUGUGACCCUGCCACGCAGGACCGCCGCUCCUGUCUGCCCGUGCACUUUGUGGUGCUCAAUCAGAUGUACAACUUCAUUAUGAACAUGCUGUAAGAGUGCCGGGCCGCAGCAGAUCACCGCGCUGCACUGCCGCUGCUGGCCAGAGUGCUGCUUCUGGCCAAAGCACACACACACACACACAAACACACACACCACCAACCAGUCUAGACACCGGCCACCGCCGAGUGUCCAUCUCAGACAACUGGAGUUAAAGGGACUCGUCACACAAAACUUUCUUUAUGAUUUCUGAAUCGACCUGAAUUUUAGGUCUGGGUGAAAUGAAAUGCCUGCAUAUGUAUCUUAUUUAUUGUAUGUUUUUAAAUGUGGAAUUUCUUAAUCUUUUAUAUAUUAUAGAUGCCCGAAGGUGUACGCUGCCUUCCCGCUGACAUGAAAAAUGGUUUAUCACGUAUCUGAUUGUCUUAAUUGCAAGACAAGGACUGACCCAAGUACAUUUUGCUGUAGCUUUGCUUUUAGAGAAAUAUUUUCUCCAAGUGGAAAGACGUUUUUAUUGCUACGAUGUACAGAUGAAUUAGGCCGGCGCUGUUCUUACCUUUGUGUGGUGGGGACUUGCAGAUAGGCUGUAGUUGCAGAAUUCCUGUACAGCGAUUUAAUGUGUUCAAAUAAGAGGACAAGAAGUACACUGUCGGAUUAUAUAUUUUCUAUCAGAUUUACAGAAUUGUGUGUGUAUAUAUCUAUAAAUGUGUACAUACAAUAUUGUGCCGCUAUGGAUGGUGCAGCCAAUGUUUUAGGAAUAAAGUGCGUCAACCUGAAA
Molecule: messenger RNA, 7940 nt
Organism: Astyanax mexicanus (Mexican tetra)
Lineage: Eukaryota; Metazoa; Chordata; Actinopteri; Characiformes; Acestrorhamphidae
Gene: med13b
Product: mediator complex subunit 13b
Exons: 30
Coding region: 890-7222 (2110 amino acids)
Biological process (GO): regulation of transcription by RNA polymerase II
Cellular component (GO): mediator complex
Molecular function (GO): transcription coregulator activity
Source: RefSeq, a predicted model, not a curated record